UAGACACAGAAAGAGGCGCGGAGGAAGAGAGAGAGUGAGAGUGAGUGUGGCUGUUUUGUAUCUAUUAAUGUCGUUGUGGCAUCGAGUCGUUCCUUCCAAAAUUCUUCGGUUCUGUCCACAUCGUCGAUUAUAUUUCUUCACCUUAUCCACCAGAAGUCUUCAGGAGACAUCCUAGAUCAUCUCUUAAUCCGCCAAUUCCUCCACAAACAACGAAAAAGCUAGAUUAAACAUGGCAGUCGUCAGAUAUAUGUUACGAGGCUGUGUUCUUUUCUUCACUGGAGUCUUUUUCACACUCGUUCUCAACCUCUUACAAGUACAACGGCAGCUCUCAUUCCCACAAGAAGUCAUCACAAAUCUCUUUUCAUCUACAUGGUGGGUUCCCCCUACAUGUGGGACAGCUGCUGCCAUCAUAGGUCUCUUGUAUCCAUGUUUAGACAACAAAUUGGGCGAACCCCACACUCACAGACGAGAAUGGUCCAGCGUGAUGCGGUGUGUGGCCGUAUUUGUUGGCAUCAACCAUGCCAGUGCUAAAAUUGAUUUUGCCAACAACAUGCAACUAUCAAUGACCCUGGCUGCUAUGUCUAUAGGCCUCUGGUGGUUGUUUGAUCGGUCUCGCAGUGGGUUCGGUCUUGGUGUUGGAAUUGCAGUCCUUGCUACCUUCAUUGCUCAACUUCUUGUCUACAACGGAGUUUACAGGUAUACAGAACCUGAUUUUUUAUUUGUAAGGUCGUGGCUACCCUGCGUCUUCUUCUCUGGUGGUGUAACAAUGGGUAACAUAGGCCGACAGCUGGCAAUGUAUGACCGCAAAGAAGACACAAAACAGAAAGAUGAGUGAAUGCCGAGGUGACCAUAGACAGCCAGACAAGAAUUGGACGGGGGAAAGAAAAAAAAAAGAAGAAAAAGAAAAAGAAUGACAACCACAGAAUAAUGUGAUAUAUUUUUUUGGAAAAAAAUAAAAUUUUUUUUUAUUUCUUUUUCACUCACUCUCUCACGGAGACUGCUCGGUCUGUGUGCGACAGGAAGAUAAAAUGGACAAAAAACCCUGUCGACUGCGAACACUGACCUUCAGUCUACACAAUGUAAGGUCAGGAGGUCACUUUCUGACCUUAUGUGGAAAACCUGAAGAAUACAACACAACC
Molecule: messenger RNA, 1139 nt
Organism: Octopus sinensis (East Asian common octopus)
Lineage: Eukaryota; Metazoa; Mollusca; Cephalopoda; Octopoda; Octopodidae
Product: insulin-induced gene 2 protein
Exons: 6
Coding region: 230-835 (201 amino acids)
Biological process (GO): cholesterol biosynthetic process; SREBP signaling pathway; cellular response to insulin stimulus
Cellular component (GO): SREBP-SCAP-Insig complex; endoplasmic reticulum
Source: RefSeq, a predicted model, not a curated record